Molecule: messenger RNA, 4590 nt
Organism: Xyrauchen texanus (razorback sucker)
Lineage: Eukaryota; Metazoa; Chordata; Actinopteri; Cypriniformes; Catostomidae
Product: gastrula zinc finger protein XlCGF26.1-like
Exons: 2
Coding region: 235-2148 (637 amino acids)
Biological process (GO): regulation of transcription by RNA polymerase II
Molecular function (GO): RNA polymerase II cis-regulatory region sequence-specific DNA binding; DNA-binding transcription factor activity
Source: RefSeq, a predicted model, not a curated record
GGCGGCGCCCGAGCAGUCGCUAAACAUGUACCUGUAAGCUAGUAAAAUGCUCCAAAGGUGCACUAUUCCUACAUUACAGCCAUACCUUUUUUACACGCCAUCUUCCGGGCCUCGAGCAACAGGACGCUUUGUGGUCGCAAUCAGGAGAGAUCAACGCGACAAAGACACUUAUCAAACAAGAAGGAAUAACACCAGGUGUAAUAAUUGAAAUCUGUGUAACACGCCAUUAAAAAGAUGGAGUUUAUCAAAGAGGAGACCGAAUACAUGAGUUGUGCAGAAGCAUGCAGCGUGAAAAACGAAGACACAACGGAACAAAAAGAACCGAUGGAACCAAAGGAGGAAAGUGAAGAACUGAAAGUGGAGGAGAGACAUCAGUAUCUUAAACCUAAUGACUUGGUCACAACUGGAGAAGAAUCUAUCCGCUCCUCACUGGCUAAAAAGAACGUCUCGCAAAAAACAACCAGAGCCAAAAAUUAUUUCGCCUGCCCUCAGUGUGGAAAGAGUUACAGCAGUAAAGGAAACCUUGAGGUGCACUUGAAAACCCACACUGGAGAGAAGCCUUUUGCAUGCCCUCAGUGCGGAAAGAGUUUCCUGUUUAAAGGAAGACUUGAUGCACACAUAAGAAGUCACACAGGAGAGAAACCUUUUGCGUGCCCUCAGUGCGGGAAGAAUUUCGGCAGCAAAGGAAUCCUUGCUCGGCACGUGAAAAUUCAUGACGCACGGGACCCUUUUACCUGCCUUCAGUGUGGGAAAAGUUUUGCAGUGAAACAAUAUUAUAACCGUCACAUGAGAAUUCACUCUGGGGAGAAGCCUUUCACGUGUCCUCAGUGUGGGAAAGGUUUCACAGAGAAGCAAAGCUUUGAAAAUCACAUUAGAAGUCACACUGGAGAUAAGCCUUUUGAGUGCCCUCUAUGUGGACAAGGUUUCACACGGAAAGAAAGCUUUGAAGUGCACAUGAGAAUUCACACUGGAGAGAAGCCUUUUACCUGCUCUCAGUGUGAGAAGAGUUUCACGCGUAAAGUGACCUAUAAGAUGCACAUGAGAAUUCACACGGGAGAGAAGCCUUUCACGUGCCCUCAGUGUGGAAAAAGUUUCGCCGAUAAACCAAGCUUUAACUGUCAUGUAAGAAUUCACAAUGGAGAAAAGCCUUUUACAUGCCCUCAGUGUGGGAACAGCUACCCGUGUAGACGAUACCUGAAAAGGCACAUGAAAGUGCACGCUGAAGUAAAACCUUUCACCUGCCCUCAGUGUGGAAAAGGUUACACAGACAAAGGAGGCCUUACCAAUCACAUUACGAAUAUUCACACUGGAGAGAAGCCUUUCCCAUGCCUCCAAUGUGGAAUGCGCUUCACUCGGAGAACAGCCUUUAAUACACACAUGAGAAUUCACACCGGAGAGAAGCCUUACACAUGCCAGCAAUGCAAGGAGAGAUUCACAAACAAAAGAAGACUUGAUACCCACAUGAGAAUUCACACUGGAGUGAAGCCGUUUACCUGCUUCCAGUGUGGGAAGAGCUUCACACGCAAAAGGACGCUUAAUACACACGUGAGAAUUCACACAGGAGAGAAGCCUUACACAUGCCAGCAGUGCGAGGAGCGUUUCACCAACAGAAGAAGACUUGUUUCUCACAUGAGAAUUCACACGGGAGAGAAGCCUUACACGUGCUUCCAGUGUGGGAGGAGCUUCACACGGCCGAGAAGUCUGAAAAAUCACGUUUGCUCCAGCUCUAAUGUGAGAUCAUUUAACUGUGAUCAGUGCUGUAUACAUUUUACUUCAGCAUCAGCCCUAAAAAUGCAUCUUGAAAUUCAUACAGAGAAACUUCCCUCUGGAUUGGCCGAAAAAACUGAUUUUGGUGUGCAAGCUCAUGUUUGCUUGGAGUGUGGGAAGGCCUUUUCUAAUACAAGUGACUUGGGACGGCACCUGAGGAUCCAUACUGGGGAAAGACCUUACAGGUGCUCAUAUUGUGGAAAGGGUUUCGCUCUGUCACAAAGCCUGAAAAUACACGAGAGAGUUCAUACUGGAGAAAAGCCAUACCACUGCACUUCAUGUAGAAAGAGUUUCAACCAAUUAUAUACUCUACAGAUUCAUAGAAUAAAGUAUUGUCCAAAGUUGAUGCAGGGAGCAAAGUGCAUGUCAUCUGCAGUGUAAAUAAUGAGCAAUUCUCAAAGAGGCUGGUUUGCAACAUUGCAUUAACUGUAGGGUCAGAAAUUACAACCUUCAGAUGACUCGCUGCAACUCUCUCACUCUGGAUCCCUGUCACGUGGAGCUCGCCAGAACAACAGGACUACCGCGUUCGAAUAAACAAUUGUAAAAGAGUGAUUUAGGAAGCAAUUCAUGGAGUAACUUUACCUUGUGGAAGUGUGUGAUUGUGUUUUUAUCCCCCUCGAAGACUUCUGAAUAUAAACAAUCAUUGUUUGUAAUGAUGUGCGGCUGUGAGUGCGAUCGCUGAAGAAAGCAUCCAGAUUAGAGGUCAACCAAUAGUGGAUUUUCCAAUACUGAUAACUAAGGGGGUGGGAAAGGCAGAUAACCGAUGAAUCGGAUGAUCAUUUUUAAAUUGUAUUAAUGUAAUAUAUAAAAAAUAACACUUAUUAUGAUGGGGACAGACAAAGAGUCCUAAAUUAAUAAAUCCCAGAUGAAGUUUAUUGUCACCAAGUCCCAAAAAUAACUCUAAUCCGGAUCAGAUCUUGACAUAUUGUCAGUUCUUCAGUAAAAAUAAGAACAUGGCUUGACGAGACCAAAAGAAAGAUUUUCUUCUAACAAGUUUGAUCUUCUUUUCCAGUUGUCUGAGUCAUUAACUCAGCAGGGCGUCCUUUCGGUCAAGGGAUUCAUGACCUCCUGUUGGCUGACGCUAAUCCGAACUCCAUCUCUCACUAGCUAGCAAUUAAGUAAAAGUAGGUUACGCCUGCAAAUCACUGGAAAAAUCGGCAAGUGUAAGUGCAAAGUAUACUUCGGUUAGACUCAUACGCUAACAACUGUGUAUGGGACUCUUGAUGCAAAUUCUGUCACUAGUUUAGUGCUCGGGCACUGCAUGCACGGCCCAAUAUUUCUAACCGUGCAGUUUGAGCAUGCACUUGGAUUAUUUGCACUAAUUAGUGGGUCCACAAGUUGGAAAUACUCACAGUUGAGCCGUUGCUUUCACCAAAGUGCCUUUCAAGGCAAGUCAAACCACUCUGUGGCCAUCUUUGGAACGCUCCCUGGCAGCUUUUUUAUGGAGACAAGCAUGAAAAAAAUGGAAUCUCUAAAACGGUUGGUCAAGAUAACAGUCAAAAAGGCAUAUUUUAAAUCAGCAGUAAAAUCUGACAACAGUGGUAUCAUAAAAUGUGCUUUAGCUCCAAUCAAAAAGAUGCUAAUUUUCACACUGGUCCAGCUGAUACACAUGCGAGUUCUCUAGUUGACUGUCUAUCGAUGUCUGUAUCUAAAAGGUGAUUGGAUCUUUUACCUGUUAGGUGGGACUUCCUUUUCUUGAGCCACCCAUAAUUUACCCAUUAAUUUAAUACAAGUGCUCCAUCUUAGCCUAAACAAUGUUCGCUUUCAUGACAAAUUGCUAGAUGUAAUAGCAGCUUACUUGAGACAAAGGUGGAAACGACAACAGAGGAUGUGCACUUCAAGAACACAUGUAUUUGUAUAACUUGAGUCUGAAGAAAUAUAAAUACACAUUUAUGGGUCUACACUCCUGAAAAGAAAUAGUCCCGUGUCUCAAAGCAGUCGUAGCGUGCAUGCACUAACCACGUGUGUAUGCAUGCACAUUCAAUUGAAGUAUACUUUUGAAAGGCUGAGCGGUCAAUUGUUCGCUGGCGUUCGUGUCAAAACCAAAGUAUGCUUUGUGUUUUAAGUCAAAUGCAACUGAAACUGAAAAAGAUAUUUAGCAAACUGGGAUCAUAUAAGUAUAUAGUAUUCAUAUAUUACUCAAUGUGCUAUAUUUAGUAUGUGGAAGUGUUUAUUUUAAUUUUAUGAUUAACUCCAUAAUUGUUAUCAUAUUUUAGCAGUCUAAAAAUGUGCAAAUUCCAUGUUCAAUCAAUUUACAUGAUGUCAUAUCAUGUAUAAUAAUGUAUGAGCUGCAACUGUUUGAAUUGUCAUUCCAACAUAUAGGUGCUACUGUGUUAGUAUGUAAAAACAAAAAUGAACCCUGGUUGCAUGGUAUGGCUUGUAAAGGAGGAAUGUCUUUAUGGUAGGGUGACCAUAUUCGGUUUUUCCAAAAAGAGGACACAUUGUUUUUUUGCCGGGGGGAUAAUAGGGUUCAAAACAGUGUUACUAUGAAUGCAAACUUUAAUACAGUGAAAAAGACACUAUUAGCAUAACAUAUAUAUAUAUAUACAUACAUUUCCAACAUUCUUUUGAAUGUCCAUGUACUAAAAUAACAUAUUUGAGGCCAUGAGUGUACCUUCAUUUACUAUUACUAUUAUUUUGAAAGGCCAUGGAAAAUAAAGUGAUAACAAUUUUACCUGGUCACAAAAAGUAGUCUGUUAAUUUACCUGAUGAACUUUCACCUUUUGCUGACCCUUUAUGCUUCGCAGAGCUAAUGUGUGCUUCUCAAUCACUUGCACUUUAAUUAGCAACUGACACAUAAAAGCCUGCUUUACAAGUCAUACA